CUUAGUUUGGCUCCAACAAUCCAGUCAAUACAGAGAGACAAGGACGGAAAACAUGGCGAAUACUGCCGCCGGUUGGUCUCCGGUUUUGGCUCCAAUCUAUUCUCCGGUAAACACAAAGCCAAUCAAUUUUCACUUCUCAGCUUCUUUCUACAAGCCUCCUCGUCCAUUUUACAAGCAGCAAAACCCUAUAUCGGCUCUACACAGGUCGAAAACUACUCGUGUGAUAGAGGUAGUAACACCAAAGCAAAGGAAUCGUUCUUUUUCUGUUUUUGGAUCACUCGCUGAUGAUUCUAAGUUAAACCCAGAUGAAGAAUCAAAUGAUUCCGCAGAGGUAGCUUCUAUAGAUAUUAAGCUACCGAGAAGAAGUUUGCAAGUGGAAUUUACUUGCAAUUCAUGUGGAGAAAGAACUAAGCGGCUUAUCAAUAGGCAUGCCUAUGAAAAGGGCCUUGUCUUUGUUCAAUGUGCAGGGUGUCUAAAGCAUCAUAAACUGGUUGACAAUCUUGGUCUCAUUGUUGAGUAUGAUUUCCGGGAAACCUCCAAGGAUUUGGGUACCGAUCACGUUUGA
This is a messenger RNA of Arabidopsis thaliana (thale cress), 565 nucleotides long. RefSeq names its product Zim17-type zinc finger protein. The transcript is spliced from 4 exons. Lineage: Eukaryota; Viridiplantae; Streptophyta; Magnoliopsida; Brassicales; Brassicaceae. Bases 53 to 565 code for a protein of 170 amino acids. Gene Ontology annotation, molecular function: zinc ion binding. The record is from RefSeq and is marked reviewed.